Messenger RNA from Microstroma glucosiphilum, 1360 nucleotides. RefSeq lists its product as hypothetical. NCBI's taxonomy places the organism in Eukaryota, Fungi, Basidiomycota, Exobasidiomycetes, Microstromatales, Microstromataceae. The record is from RefSeq and is a predicted model, not a curated record. The coding region runs from base 38 to 1114 and encodes 358 amino acids. The transcript is spliced from 2 exons.
CUUCACAUCACUUUCUCUUACACAAAGACCUUCAGCCAUGUCCUACGCAUCCAUCGCAGCACACAACAGUGAGGGUGGAGGAGCCAAGCCCAGCCAGGAGUGGCUCGAGGGCAGCCUCCCCGGCUCAGAGGGCGUUCAGCAAAACAGCGUGGAUGUAGACUCUGGAUCGAUCAAUGUUGUACCUCACGAGUCAAAUCUAGAGAAUCUCAGGACCGACAGCGCCGAGCAAUCAGAACGGGCCGAGCGAGAUGCUGCUGACCACCAGCGCAAGAUCGACGAGGAGGCGGCACACGAUGCAAAUGUGAAGCGAGACGCGCACGACAAGCGGGUGGCAGAGGCACACAAGGCCGAGGACAAGAAGUCAUCGGACAGCAAGAAGGCAGACUCGAAGAAGACUGAGACCAAGAAGGACGAUAAGAAGUCUGGCUCCAAGAAGUCAGAGGACGAACAGAAGGCCGAGGAGCUCGAGAAGAAUGCAAAGAAGGCUGCCAACACUGCCGACGAGAAAUACGCCGAGACAAAGGCAUACGCCGAAAAGGAGGCCUCGAAGGCAAAGGAGUACAUGGACAGCACCUCGACCGAACAAAAGAUCCAAGACGGCAAGGCCUUUGCUCAGGAAAAGUAUGAGCAAGGCAAGGCUUACGCUUCAAAGGAGGCCCAAAAGGCCAAGGAGUACGCCGAGAGCACCACGACUGAUGAGAAGAUCAGGGAUGGAAAGGCCUUUGCCGAAAAGGAGGCCAAGAAUGCAAAGGCCUACGCAGACAAGCAGGCCAAGAGUGCAAGGGAGUGGGCCGAGAAGGAGGCGCCCAAGCUGACAGAGGACGCCAAGAAGGCAGAAAAGAAGCUGUCCAAGAGGGCAAGGGAGGUCUCUGCGCAGGUGCAAGAAGGAUGGGGUCAGCUCAGCAGCGACCCCAAGGCCUGGGGAACCCUGCUGGGAGCCAUCAAUGUUGCUCUCCUUGGUGGUCUAGGCUACUUUGCCUACCGUGAGCGCAACAACCCCAAGGCCUGGGACCGAAGGCUGGUCAGCGCCGUGACGGUGGGUGUGCUGGGUCUCCUUGGAGGUCAAGGAUACGUGGCUGCCGAGACUGCUCGCGAGCAACGAGGAAAGAAGUAAAGCGUACAAUUUGGAAUUUGAGAUGAAGAGGAAGAUCGGUACAACAUUGGGUCAUUGUGUUCGAGGGAAACGGGGAGAAUAGGGUCUACAAUCAGUCCAACAAAUCACGGGCAAGGCUGUGCAUAUUGCAACUGCUCUCCCACUUCAAGACGUGGCAUUUCCCUUCUUUCUUUCUUUCUUACCACCACUGAUCCUUAUGUGUACUCUUAUGAACUGGACGAAUGACAUUGCCUGCAUGCAUGUGUC